Molecule: messenger RNA, 2655 nt
Organism: Closterium sp. NIES-65
Lineage: Eukaryota; Viridiplantae; Streptophyta; Zygnematophyceae; Desmidiales; Closteriaceae
Source: the annotation of a GenBank genome assembly
AUGGGUUGCUUCGACUGCUUCCGCGCGUCGCCGCGCCGAGCGCCGUCAAGGGUCGCUGCGGCCGGCUCGGGCAAGGACUGUCGCAGCAGCAGCGACGCAAGCCGCCGCGGCGGCAGCUUCUGCGACAGCGACGCGAAAGCCGACGAUGGCGGCAACAAGUGCGUAUUGAAAGACAGCAAUCGCCAUAGCGGAGUUUUUGGCGCUGCUAGUACUGCCGCUGGUGGCGGUGGCGUUGGCGCCGGUUACUUGCCGGACGACUCGCGGGCGGCGGGCGCGGGGGGCUCGCUGAAGGAGAGGCGCGCGGAUGGCGCGGAGCAGGAUGCGGGGGAGCACGCGCAGCAGCAUGAUCAGCGGAGCCCCGACGCGCUCGCCAGCCCAUCACUCUCCCCCUCGCUGACGCUGUCAAAAAUCCUGGACCGCCAGCUGGCGGGCUCCGGGCUGCUCAACUCCUUCUCCCUCGCCCAGUUACACGGCGCCACGUGUCAGUUUGCGCUCGAAGGGCUGCUAGGCUCUGGCGGGUUCGGGAGCGUGUUUAAGGGGACCAUGUGGGACGGGCGCAGCGGGCGCAAGGUGGAAGUUGCCGUGAAGGUUCUCAACACGGCGGGGCAGCAGGGCGACCGUGAGUGGCAGGCUGAGGUGCAGGUAUUGGCGCGCCUGCACAACCCGUGCCUCGUCCCCCUGCUGGGGGUGUGCGCGGAGGGGGAGCAGCGCCUGCUCGUGUACCCCUUCCUCCCCGGAGGCUCCCUGGAGCGCCGCCUCUUCCCCGCGCUCUUCCUUCCCCCGUCCUCCGCGCCCCCGCCCACGCUCCCCGCGGGGCUCUCGCUCUCCCUGGGCGCUGCGGCUGGCGGAGGGUUCCCGGGGGGCGUACCCAGAGCAUCGUCUGGUGGGGGAGGGGGAGGGGGCGGAGGCGCGGACGUGAAGGGGAUGAAGCGUCCUGGCAGCAGCAGUGGCAGCGGCAGGCGGCCCAGCAGCAGCGGUGGCAGCAGCAGCAGCAGCAGCAGCAGCAGCAGCAGCAGGGGGGGGUUGGCGGGGGGAGAGGAGCAGCGUCCGCUGCAGUGGCUGCACCGCAUCCGCAUUGCCAUUGCUGCCGCCAAGGGACUCAAGUUCCUGCACGAGGAGAUUGACAAGCCGAUCAUCUACCGGGACUUCAAGACGUCCAACAUCCUGCUGGACCGCCAUGGCGACGCACAACUCUCUGACUUUGGCCUUGCACGCCUGGGCCCGCAGGGGGAGCUCUCGCACGUCACCACUCGGGUGGUGGGCACAGUAGGGUACGCAGCACCGGAGUACGUGCUAACAGGCCAUCUGUCCAUCCGCAGCGACGUGUGGGGCUUCGGAGUCGUGCUGCUGGAGCUGCUCACAGGCCGCCCUGCUCUCGAUAAGACCCGGCCCAAGCCCGAGCAAUCUCUAGUGGACUGGGCGGCGCCGUUCCUCUCUUCUCCCUGCAAGCUAUACCGCAUAAUGGAUCCCGCUCUAGCGGGGAUGUACAGCGUGCGCGGCGCGCAGCUCACAGCAGCCGUGGCGCGCCAGUGCCUCAGCGCCAAGCCCAAGCUCCGCCCGCUCAUGUCCCACGUGCUCGCGUCUCUCCUGCCUGUAUUAGACCUGCAUGAUAUGGCGGGUUUCACACUUGAUCAGCCGAUCGGGGGUGGUGGGGGAGGGGGGAGGGAGGAGAGAGAGGCAGGGGAUGGGGUGGGAGGGAGGGGUGGGGGGGGUGGCAGUGGUGGGGGAUGGGUGGGCGGAGGAGUGGGGAGGGCUGGUGGGAGUGGCAGUUGCAUGGGGUUUGGGAGCCGGGCUGGAUUAAGACCAGGGAGUGCAGGAGGGGGAGGGGGCGGAGGGGGCGGAGGAGGAGGCACGGGAGGGAUGGGAGGGAGGUUGGUUCCAGGUGUGGGGUUGGGACUGCUGGGAAGCAGCCGCAGUGUGGUGGUGGGAGGGCGGUUGGGAGCGGUUGGGGGUUCAUCUGGCACUGUGCUAGUGGGGAGGGGAGAGGGCGCGGGGGAGGGAGGCAGCAGCAGCAUCACCAGCAGCAGCAGGGGAGGAGGAGGGGGGGUUGGGGGGAGGAGGAUAGGGCUGGUUGCCUCAGGAGAGGGCGCACUCGCUCGGAGUGCGUCGGUUGGUACGGGGGUGAGGGGUGGAGCGAGGGGGAUAGCGAGGAGUGCUAGUGGCAAGGAUGGGAAGCAGGGGAAGCAGGGGAAGGAGGAGGAGGGGAGAGAGGCGGGUGGGCCGUCAGUAGGAGAGGUGGGUGUGGUGGGGUGCACUCCUGGGGAGGGGAGAGGAGGCAGGUUGGUCAGGAAAGGCAGCGGGAAGAGCGAGAAUAAUGUGGGGGAGAUGAGAAGACCAACAAUGGAUGUCUUGCUGCUGUCCUUUCCGCCCUUCCCUCAAGAUCUGUCACAGGAGAAAGAGAUUCCCCAUCAGCUGUGUGGGUUGGGCUUGCAGCAGAAGCUGGUGCGACUCGCAGGCAGAGACAAACGACUUGGUGCAGGGAAGGAGGAGGAGGAGGAGGAGGAGGAGGAGGAGGAGGAGGAGGAGGAGGAGGAGGAGGAGGAGGAGGAGGAGGAGGAGGAGGAGGAGGAGGAGGAGGAGGAGGAGGAGGAGGAGGAAGAGGAGGAGGAGGAGGGCACUGCAUAUGGAGUCGCAGGAAGUAGGGAACGCACAUAG